This is a messenger RNA of Phaeodactylum tricornutum CCAP 1055/1, 195 nucleotides long. RefSeq lists its product with no specific name. The annotation marks the transcript as partial. Gene Ontology annotation, molecular function: calcium ion binding. The transcript has a single exon. The record is from RefSeq and is a predicted model, not a curated record. NCBI's taxonomy places the organism in Eukaryota, Bacillariophyta, Bacillariophyceae, Surirellales, Neidiaceae.
GAGGAUAUUGUUGCUGCUUUUCAUGACGCAGACAUCGACCGCUCAGGGUCUUUAAAUCUCGAUGAGGUGCGACGAUUAAUGCACCGCAUGGAUCCCGACUUUCCUUUGGACGAGAUUCGUGCUCUACUCAAAUUCGUCGAUGUAGACGAGGAUGGACAGAUUACUUUGGAAGAGUUUAAACGUCUCUUUCGUCAG